Oryctolagus cuniculus (rabbit) is the source of this 3200-nucleotide messenger RNA. The record is from RefSeq and is a predicted model, not a curated record. Lineage: Eukaryota; Metazoa; Chordata; Mammalia; Lagomorpha; Leporidae.
CCGAGGGAUAUGGGAGGCGGGGAGUUGGGAUGCUGGCGCGGACGGGAGGCAGAAAUAGUGAGAAGGCGUGGGUCGGAGACCAGGAGACCGGAGACGGGGACAAGGGGACAGAGCCCUGGGAACCUGAGGGUGCGCGGUGUGCCCGGAAGGUGUGCAGGAGGCGCGGGGGAGCUGUGAGCGAGCGAGGCAGCGCUGCCCCCGCCUGCUUGGCCCUGAGAGCGUACCGAUCGGGCACCCCGACCCUGGGUGGGGGGGAAUGGCCGGGGAAGGGACAUCAGCCUGCUCGCCCAUCCUGCUGGGUUCCGAGCGGUGGUCUCUGGUCUCCGUGGCGAGGUGGAUUCUGUUCCCCACACACCGAGAAGCGACGCGAGCAGGUGCACCCCACACUGCGGGAAAGUUUCCAUCCAGGCUUUGGCUCUGCGCGUGCCCAGCCGUCGACAGCUCGCUGGAGGAAUUUAGCCGUGCUCUCUCUGCGCCCACACGUGGCCUUCUUCACGAUCACGUGGGGUAGUUAGCCACGAUUUACCCAUAGCAGAGUGAACAGGAGAAGCGGGAUCGCCUGGAAGCCCAGCGGGAGAAGCAGAAGAAGCUGAUCCUGCAGCUCAAGACCCAGCUGGAUGACCUGGAGACGUUUGCCUACCAGGAGGGCAGCUACGACUCCUUGCCGCAGUCUGUGGUCCUGGAAAGACAGCGGGUGAUCAUAGAUGAGCUCAUAAAGAAGCUGGACAUGAAUCUGAAUGAGGACAUCAGUUCCCUGUCCAUGGAAGAACUCCGUCAGCGUGUGGAUGCAGCCGUGGCUCAGAUCGUCAACCCAGCCCGAGUGAAAGAGCAGUUGGUUGAGCAGCUGAAAACCCAGAUCCGAGACCUCGAGAUGUUCAUCAACUUCAUUCAAGAUGAAGUGGGAAGCCCCUUGCAAACGGGUGGUGGACAGUGCGAGUGCAAGGCCAGCGGGAAGACAGGAAAUGGGUCCAGCAGGACGGGGAGCAGCAGGCUGCCUCCAGGAAACAGCAAAAUGAAGGCAGAAGAUGUGAGGAGGGCCCGGGAGACAGGGCUGCACCUGAUGCGGCGAGCGCUGGCAGUGCUGCAGAUCUUUGCUGUUAGCCAGUUUGGUUGCACCGCAGGCCAGAUCCCUCAAUCCCUGUGGCAGAGGGGCCAGGCCGACAGAGACUAUGCACCCUUGUUGAAGAGGCUGGAGGUGUCUGUGGACAGAGUGAGGCAGCUGGCCUUGAGACACCAGCCGCGCGACCACGUCAUCACCUCUGCCAACCUCCAGGAGCUCUCUCUGGGAGGCAGGGAUGAGCUGACCACGGCUGUCCGGAAGGAGCUGACCGUGGCUGUGAGGGACCUGCUGGCCCACGGACUGUACGCCUCCUCCCCGGGGAUGAGCCUCGUCAUGGCCCCCAUUGCUUGUUUGCUGCCAGCCUUCUCCUCAGCCCCCGAGGCCAUGCACCCCUGGGAGCUCUUUGUAAAGUACUACCAUGCUAAGAACGGCCGCGCAUACGUGGAAUCCCCAGCCCGGAAGCUCUCCCAGUCCUUCGCCCUGCCUGUUACAGGAAGCGCUGUUGUGACCCCCAAACAGAGCCUGCUGACGGCCAUCCACGUGGUGCUGACAGAGCAUGACCCUUUCAAGCGCAGUGCAGACUCGGAGCUGAAGGCCCUGGUGUGCAUGGCGCUGAAUGAGCAGCGCCUGGUGUCCUGGAUGAAUCUCAUCUGCAAGUCAGGCUCUCUCAUUGAGCCCCACUACCAGCCAUGGAGCUACAUGGCCCACACCGGCUUUGAGAGUGCCCUCAACCUACUCAGUCGCCUCAGCAGCCUCAAGUUCAGCCUCCCCGUGGACCUAGCCGUGCGCCAGCUCAAGAACAUCAAAGAUGCCUUUUAAUGAGGGUGCCCUGACUAGACCAGCACCUUGCUCAGAAGAGACAGAUGCAUCAGCCUUCAGGACAGGAGCAAGGGCUCAGAGGAGGGGCUAAAGACGUGCUUCCCUAGACCCUGCUGAGUGGCCAGCCAAGUAAGAGCAGAGUCUGUUUUCUCCACCAACUUAGCACCCGGGAAAGAAGUGCUGGAGACCCUGCUGUUGGAGAGGUUCUGUCCUAGUGUGUAACGAUGGUUUCCACGUGGGAAACCACGUGGGAAUCCACGGUAUCCACAUGUUGUAGGGCCUUACAGGAAUCCAUCAUGGCACACAGCUGAUGCCCCAGCUCACCAUGCCACAUCUGAUUUUUAGAAAACCUGGGUUGGUCUAACCAUUUUCUUUAUGGCAGUGAGUGAGAACACGAGUGAGUUGCCCGUCAGGGAAGACACUCAGCUUUAGGCUUCUGUUAGAGUUGGGAGCCGCCAUCUUUCCCUUGAAGCAGGCAUAAGAGUCCUGAAGCCAGAAUGAAUUCCUUCUGUGUGGACUGAUUCCCCUAAGCUCAGGGGGGAUGCUCCAUGGCUGCCUGUGAACUAGGAAUAUCUGGGGACAGGUUUCUAAGGGGUUAACCACAAGCCAAUGGUACUAGGAGCCCCUUUUCUUGUAGACAUGGGAACAGAAAUCUGGCUGACAGUGCAGUGCUUUUCAUACGGCACAGGCAGUGGUCUUGCUGUUCACUGGCAGUGCGAGCCCGUGCCUGGUACUGGGACCUCCGGCAAGCAGACUCUCGUGCAACUCCCAGCAAGUCUGGCGCAGUCUUGCUAGAUGUGGAACGUACUCAAGAGCCGCUUAUCGAGAGAAUUCUUGCCACUCGCUUUGCAUAUGAGUCCGUGUCCUCGGCAGCUGCAGCAUUGCUCCUGGGUUGUGACCGGCCAGGCACCCCUUGUUCCCGGAGGCCGAGGGGGUCUGACCUCACCAUAGGUACUGCAGCUGGCCCUGGCACUGUGUCAGAUCACUGUAGAGCAGGGGCGGAGUUCUCCCUCAGUAUUUCAGCCUUGUUUGUUCACAUUUGUCAUUCAGCUUACCAUAGGUACUGCUCCAGAACUGACCACAGGUGGGCAAGAUACCGAUUCAGCAUUGGUGUCCUGUAUUAAGUUGCCAGCUGCACUUUGUAUCUGCACUGUUACCUGGUGCAUUUUAACUUAAUUCUUUUCAGGAACAUGUUACUUAUUUAAGAUGCGUUAUUGAUACUUCCUUAGAUUAAUCUGCCUUCCCUGUGAGACAGGAUGGGUGUAAAAUGUUAUGAGAAAUGACGAAUAAAAUCCUGGUAUUUUGGUAGUUGCUCUGCAAA